AUGGCCAGAGUGCAGAAGGUAGGGAGGGAGAUACCAGUCUCAGCAUCCGUCGAGCGCUUCGAAGUUGUUGAUGCUGGCAGUGGACACGAUGUCCUCAGCAAAGGCUUAGAUGCAGUGAAGGCAAGGGUCUCACUGGUAAAGACUGGACAGCAUGUGGACUACAUCAUUCGAGUCUUCUUCGAGGGCCAGUCGUGGACCGUGACCAGACGGUACAAUGAGUUCGCAGCUCUUUUCGAUACCUUGAAGAACAAGUUGGCAUCCGUCCCAGCAAUGCCUUCGAAGUCAAUGGUCAGACAGUUUGCGCCAGAAUACCUGGAAGCACGAAAGAAUGGGCUUAGCUCCUUUCUGAGGGAAGUGUGCAGAAGGCGGGAUGCGGUCAAUUGCCGCGAAGUGCAGGAUUUCUUGCUGCUUCGAAACCGCGUUCCCUCCCUGGCGCAGCCCGAUGCAUCUGAACCCGUCCAGUCGGCGGAAGUGCAGGAAGCUUCUUUCGGUUUGUCUCACUUCGAGUACGAUGCAGUUCAAGGUGCCCUUCUUUUGGGCUCUCGUGAUUUUUCCUGGAGUUCUCGAGUGGAUACCAAGAUCACGAAUAUCAAGAUGCCCUGGGAGAAGAAAGCUCCCAACUUACCGAGCUCACAGAUGUCACUGUGGCAGCAAUCUCCUGCCGAGUUGAAGUUCCACAUGAAGGGCAUGAACCGCUUCACAUCAUUGAUAACCUGCGUGCUCAUUGCCAACUGCAGAGACAAGGCCACCUGUCUUGCAGGGCUCAGCGAUGGCACCAUCGGCAUUCUGCCUAUGAAGGCAGAAAUGGGCUCCGGCAGUUCCGGACAGGUCUUGCCUUUGGUCCGGCAUACGGCAGGAGUCGAAGCCAUGGCUUUGGAUGAAACAGAACAGCACCUCUUCUCUGCAAGCAGCGACAAGGCGAUUAUUGUCUUCGACCUGAAGAGGCAGAUGAUCCAGUGCGAGGUUUCAGCUCCAUCUCCCCCGACACAGAUGAUCCAUUGCCAGGAGCAGCGCCGCCUUUUCACUGCGAUGAGGAAUGGGACUGUGGCCGUGUGGGAUACUUCCAUCUUGCCUCUCCAGAGAAUAGCGAUCGUCCCAGACGGUGCUACUCAACUGGGCAAUCCCAUUACGACCAUGGAUUACGAUUCCUCGACAGGGACGCUGUUCACAGGGUCAAAAGAUGGCAUUCAUCUCUGGGCUGUGAAGACCUCCGACAUGGGAGGUUGGGGCAGGAAGCUCGGGCAGAUCACAGAGAUGUCGUCGCCACCGACAGCCCUGGUAUGGGCGGCAUCGUCGAGAGAGAUCAUCGCAGGCUUUGGAAAUGGCGCAGUUGUCGUCUUCGAUCUGGAUCAGGGCGAACCCAGCUAUGCCAUUCAGGCACACUCAGAUGGUGUCACAGCUGCCAAGUGGCUAGAUGCACCUCGACGAUUGCUCACGGCAUCGAAGGACAAGACGCUGAAAAUUUGGGACUUCCCAUCUCUCCAGCGAGCGCCUUUGGAGACCACCUCAUGGGCACCCGCUGUUCACCAGGAGCGCAGCUGGCAGCCCCCCGCCCGGCCGGCCUCGAGCUCCUUCUCAGGGACAGGCGGCGAUCCUUUGCGCUCAGCAAAUUCAGGCUUUGGCGGCUAUGGGCACACAGCCGCUAGUAGCCCUAGCGGCCUUGCCGGUGGCACCUACGCGGCGGAAGCGGCACCAGGCUCCUUCACAGGUGGUGGCUACGCGUCACCUGCUCCUGUUUCGAGCUCGUUUUCAGGCAUGCCUGCUGCGCAGCAACCUGUGGCUCCAAACGUUGUCGGACGGCCCAAGGCCGCGGCAGCGGCCGCCGAGGACUCCGAAGAUGAUCUCGCAGGUUGGGAUUCAUGA
Symbiodinium natans is the source of this 1863-nucleotide messenger RNA. The record is from the annotation of a GenBank genome assembly. NCBI's taxonomy places the organism in Eukaryota, Dinophyceae, Suessiales, Symbiodiniaceae.